AUGUGUUUUAUUGCAAGAAAUAUUAUUUCGAGGAACUCAACGGAGCAAACCGUUAGCAGCACUACCAUAACAAAUACUAAAGUAAUUGAGAGCCGGCCGGUGCCGAAGCCUGUCUCUCCUUUUGCCAAGUUCCGCCAGCUCGAGAAACAGAAUUCUGUCAAUUCCCCUAACUCGCCCAAGACACCGCAGAGCCCGGGCUCUCCUUCGCAGCCUUACUUCAAGUUCACCGACCCAGCGUUGCAGCUCAGCGCUGUCACUAUUAAAGAAAGAUUGCUGCAAUGGUGUCGAGACAAGACUCGGGACUACGAGAAUGUGAAGCUGGAGAACUUCUCGACGAGUUGGGCGGACGGACUGGCCUUCUGCGCUCUACUGCACCACUUCCUUCCUGACGCUUUCGAUUACGCGCAGCUCACGCCCGACAAGAGACGCCACAACUUUACGCUCGCCUUCAAAAUUGCCGAUGAGAAGGCGGGCAUCUAUCCCCUCUUGGACGUGGACGACAUGGUAUCGAUGCGCAAGCCCGACUGGAAGUGCGUCUUCACGUACGUGCAGUCCAUCCACCGUCGCUUCAAAGACGAGCUCUGA
Molecule: messenger RNA, 585 nt
Organism: Pieris macdunnoughi
Lineage: Eukaryota; Metazoa; Arthropoda; Insecta; Lepidoptera; Pieridae
Source: the annotation of a GenBank genome assembly